UUGAUUGAUGGUUCUGUAGGGAAGUGGGCGGGCGUGCAGCAGUUUCCCAGCCGAGUCCCAGAAUCAGGUAGAGCUGCCGCCGAACCCCGGCCGAGAGAACGUUCCACCGUCUCCAGGCAACCGGACCGCGGGUAACCGGGGCAACUGACAGGCUCACCUGGCUCGCUAUCGGACGUCGGGAAGAUGGGCCGUAUAUUUUUGGAUCAUAUUGGUGGCACCCGCCUAUUUUCCUGCGCCAACUGCGAUACGAUCUUGACCAACCGCUCUGAGCUGAUAUCAACUCGCUUUACAGGCGCAACAGGGAGGGCGUUUUUGUUCAACAAGGUGGUUAACUUGCAGUACAGCGAAGUCCAGGAUCGCGUCAUGCUCACUGGACGACACAUGGUGCGUGAUGUCAGCUGUAAGAACUGCAACAGCAAAUUGGGAUGGAUUUACGAGUUUGCCACAGAAGACAGCCAGCGCUACAAAGAGGGCAGAGUUAUCUUGGAGCGAGCUUUGGUGCGCGAAAGUGAGGGUUUCGAAGAACAUGUGCCAUCUGAUAACUCCUGAAACAUCCCAUCCUCCUGCUUAUUUAAAUUAAGAAAAAGUAGAAAACAUGGGGGAAAAAAAUCUAUUUCUUUUUUUCUUGCAAAUCUUUUAGUCUCUGCAUUGGGAAUCGUCAUGCAUUAGAAGGAAGCCAAAACACCUAAAACGUCCAUUUCUCUUGGAUUUACCUGCCAUGGAGAGAAAUAUUUCACCAACGCAGUCUUUAAAUUUCUCCUCCAGCAGACGUACUUAAAAUGUAGGGAUUGGCAAUUCUAGAGGGAUAUCUUUUUUCCCAUGUUGAUAAAUGCCUUAUUUAAACAGUGCCGAUGUGCUGAAAUCCAUUUUUCCUUUCUCCAAUUUCUGUAUCCUCUUUUAGAAAAUUCUUUUUGAUUUUAGUUGAUUUAGUCCCCAACCCCAUUUGAUACUGUUUGCACAGAGAUUGUAUAGGUACAGCAUUGAUAUGGCUUGUGCUGGCCAGAGUUAUUUACUAGUUGGAGCUAAUGUACACAUCAGAAUUCUUUGCAUUUUCAUUUUUUCCAACACAAAUUCUAACAUUUCAGGAAUUUGUCAUGUAUCGUAUGUGAUGCAAUUGAUGUGGAUUUAAAAAGCAUACAAAAAAAAAUGAGAGACAACCAUUAGUUUUAUGCAAAAAAGUUAAUAUUGUAGUGUGUAGUAUUGGUAUAAUAAAUAUUUGUGACCUUUUCAUUUAA
This is a messenger RNA of Pelobates fuscus (common spadefoot toad), 1235 nucleotides long. RefSeq names its product yippee like 5 (gene YPEL5). Lineage: Eukaryota; Metazoa; Chordata; Amphibia; Anura; Pelobatidae. Bases 184 to 549 code for a protein of 121 amino acids. The transcript has 3 exons. The record is from RefSeq and is a predicted model, not a curated record. Gene Ontology annotation, cellular component: ubiquitin ligase complex.